AUGUUUGCAUCAUGCCUUGUGGUGCGGGCUGGCUACAAGUGCCGUUUUGCGUGCCCCCGUCGCCGUGUCCAGGGUGCUGCGGCGAUGCUGUUUGCGCGGGCGGCGUGUUGUGGCCGUCCAGGCAGCGAGCGGCGGAGUAUGUGCCGUGGCGGCAGCGCGGACAACACGGCGCCACACCCCGGCGCUCUGGCGAUCGUGCCGGGAGACUCGCUCCUCACAUCCGAAGGACUCCGGAGCUACCGUGACGGUUAUCUCAGACCGCUCUUGCUGCAGAAGCGCCAUGCAUUGCAGCAGCUGACGGGCAUUAAAACCCACUGUGAGUUGGUGUCGCUUCAGUACGCGGACUACUACGCGGCAGGCGUCUUUGUGUUGUUGACGGCGCAGGCAGUCACGCUCUUCUACUGGGUGUACUUCCUCUUUGAUUGGAACCUCGUGGAGCCCAUCACGUACCUGCUUGGCUACGGCGGGGUGUGGCUUGCCAUCGCCUGCCACGCGGCAACGCAACGAGACUUUACCUACGAAGCCUGCACUGGGAUGAUCGCCGCGCACUACCUUUCCCUGCUCCACCGCCGCCACAAUUUUGACGUGCAGCUCUGGCAGCGGCUGACGGCGGAAGUAGAGCUGCUGGAGGAGCGACUGCGGGGGCUGGAAGGCGUCUGA
Molecule: messenger RNA, 660 nt
Organism: Trypanosoma conorhini
Lineage: Eukaryota; Euglenozoa; Kinetoplastea; Trypanosomatida; Trypanosomatidae
Exons: 1
Coding region: 1-660 (219 amino acids)
Biological process (GO): calcium import into the mitochondrion; mitochondrial calcium ion homeostasis
Cellular component (GO): mitochondrial inner membrane; uniplex complex
Molecular function (GO): calcium channel activity; uniporter activity
Source: RefSeq, a predicted model, not a curated record